Molecule: messenger RNA, 3277 nt
Organism: Mauremys reevesii (Reeves's turtle)
Lineage: Eukaryota; Metazoa; Chordata; Testudines; Geoemydidae
Gene: MARCHF10
Product: membrane associated ring-CH-type finger 10
Exons: 12
Coding region: 242-2593 (783 amino acids)
Molecular function (GO): zinc ion binding
Source: RefSeq, a predicted model, not a curated record
CUCCUGGCUUUGCAUUCCCUUUCCCACUUCUCUAUCUUCCCAUGCCCCUUCCUUUCCUCUUCCUUCCCCUCCCCUUUUCCCUUCUUCCUUCCCUUCUCCUAUUAAUUGUGAGCAGGACUUACCUUCAGAGAAUUAAUACAGCCCACUAUAGUACCAUCAGGAACCAAUAGCUGCAGUGAAUACAGCAGUGAGUGCAUCUUAAAUUGAGAGACAAUUUCAAAGGUCCUGCUUACCUACUGUAAUGUACGACUCCAGAGAAAGACAGAAGUUCAUCAGUGAUGCUCAGUAUGUGAGGGAAAUGCAACACAAGAUGGAUUCAGAGUAUCAGGCUUGCCUGAGAAGACAGGAGCAGAAUAGAGAACAGACUGAGAAGAAACGAGAGCAACAUGCCAGGCAAGAACAGAGGCAGAAAACCCUAUCUUCCAUCUAUGCUACACGCAGUUAUGAAAGACCAUGGAUAUCAGGCAUACCAGUUACCAGACAGUCCUCUGCAGAUGAGGGUUCUGGGUCUGCCAUCAAGUCUUCUGCAAACAGAUCUGACUCAAAAUUCCCUGCUAUAGAAAAAAUAUCAAGCAAGCAAAAGCAAAAACCUCCCAUGAGCUCCAGCAAAGUAACUCCAGCUGCCCAGAAGCAGUCAUUAUUAAGGAGAAAGAGAAUGAACCAGGGAGGAUUGUUGGGAAGCCCAGACACACAGAAUAUGAGAAAAUUGGAAGACAAAGACAGACGGGCCUCGUUGCUGCAGGCAAAGGUACAAGUUACCAGCACAUCUGAUCUUGGAGUGACAAAUGAAACUACGCUCACGAACAAGAAGAGAUCUCAAGAGAGAAGGAAUGUAAUCCAGUCUUCUAAGCUAAAUCUCGAUCGUAAAGGUCUAGACAAAGAUAGCAAAAUAGGAAGUGUCCUUCCACAGACUCAGCAGUCUCCAACUCUAUCAUCUGCAUCUACCUUGCAAGGAGCUCAUGGUUCCUUUGUCUCAAAUGAGUCACAUGGUCCAUCUUUUAUACCCACUAAAAUGGCCCCUUUGAGGUUUAGAGAUGAAAACUUUUAUUCUAUGCUUUGCUUAAACAUGGAAGAGUCCUGUGAAGAAAAUGAUACUAAAGAUGAUGAUAUACUAGAGAAGGAAUUCCUUUCUUUCAAUCUAAAUCACUCUCCUACUCCUCUAGAACAAAUUAGCAAAUUUAGUGGAAUAUCCUUGGCUCAAGAUGAACAAUGUAACUUUGAAGAAACUGGAGAUGAUAGAAGCAUUUCAUCAAGGAGUGUGGAAUCUUCUCAUCAACCAUUAAGACAACACAAUGUAAUGGACACAACUGUUGAACAGUCUUCAUUAAGGCGAAGAAACUUUAGGGACUAUGGAAAGUCUUACACUCCAGAUGGGAAUUCUUCUGAAGGUGCUGAUUGCAAUAAAAAUGAAAAUGAAACUCCAUUAUUUAGUUCAAGAAGCUCACAAGCUGAAAGCAGACCAGGCAGCGCAUCUAUUGCUGAGACUCUUAAUAACAUUAGCUCUAUAGAUAGGCCUAGUGUCAAUAUUUAUAACAGAGAAUUGCAAGCCUAUGAAAGCAAUCAGAGGCGUUAUACUGAUCUCCUUACUUCUGCAAGGUCAACAGUUCAUAGACCAUUAUUGUAUUCUGCAUAUAAUACUCCAAGAUCAUUAAUACAAUCUGCACAUAGAGCUGAGGUCUCAACAACUGUAUCAUCUCAAGUAUUGGAUUUGGAUGGAAGUUCAAGGUUUAAUGUUCGUAGACCCUUGUCUCCUAUAAGAAGUAGAGAUUCUUUUUCUGCUACAGAAAGUUAUGAAUCUUCAUCACCUAUAGUCAGUACACCUGAAGAUAAUAGCCUGCUGGAUGAUAGUAUAGAUAAUGGUUUAAAGAGUACAUCUGCAAAUGCUGCCUUACAUGAUGAAGAGAACUUACUAAAUUCACAUAGUUCUUUUUUAUCUAUAGAUUCUUCCAGCCCAUCUUUGUUUCAAACAAAUUUCACAGCCCACCUUCACAUGGCUGGCACAUUACAUGAUCAAUUACCACUUGCUUUGCUGGCAGUGUCUGAUUUACAAAAUCAAAGUAGUGCUAUGAGCAGCAUUGCAGCCUGUGAUACCACAAGUGCAAAGGAAAUAAACAAACAUGCAGACCCAGAGAAGCUUAAGAAACUACAGGAGAGUCUACUAGCAGAAGACUCAGAAGAGGAAGGAGACCAGUGUCGGAUAUGUCAGAUUGCUGGGGGCUCUUUAACCAAUCCACUGGUAGAACCAUGUGGGUGUGUAGGAACCCUACAGUUUGUUCAUCAGGAAUGUCUAAAAACAUGGCUGAAAGCUAAGAUAAAAUCAGGUGCUGAGCUGGGGGCAGUGAAAACCUGUGAACUGUGUAAGCAGAGCCUGAUAGCUGAUCUGGAUGAUUUUGAUGUGAAUGACUAUUAUAGAAAUCACCAACAGUCUCGGGCACAAAGUGAGCUAAUGAAUUCAGGUCUCUACCUUGUGCUGCUCCUUCACCUUUAUGAACAGAGGUUUGCAGAACUCAUGCGCCUAAACUACAAUCAAGCCAGUAGAGACAGGCCCAUGGCAGAUGCUGCAAUGCCAAUCUGGUGGGGAACUUCCGUGUGAGAAUUGGAGGAGCUGCUCUCAAGACAGCCUAGAGCAGAGGAAAGUGAAAAUUCAGAGUCGGGGAACAAUGGAUAGAAGAGUGCUUACCAGAUUGUCCAAUGAAUUUGGAAUUUGGCAAAGAGGCUUUUAUAUUGAAUACCCUUCUCCAUGUGUUUUAUAUCCUUUUUUUUUUUUUGGUCUUGCCUUACACCAAACUAAAACAAGUUUGUACAUGUCACACAAUCCUUUUCAGGAGGUCUAUUAUUGUCUUUAGAAGUGGAAACACCACUUGAUAAUUACUUUAAAAUAACAUGGAACAAAGCAGCUAGUAGUGAAAAAAAAUGGUGUUUCUAUUGAUUAUAUCCUAAAACUGCUCACCAUAACAGAAAACAGAUGACUAGCAGGCAGUGUGUGUUACUGACUGGCCUUCUGUAACCUUUAAAAAUCAGAAGCUACAGAAAGGCAUGUGGUUGCUUUAUUGUGUACUCUGGACCCAUAUUUCGUUCUGUGAUUCAAAGGUUUCUCCUGAUUAGAGCUUGGGUUUGUACGGUAAAGUUAAACCAUCAUAUAUACAGCUUACACUGGAAUCUUCUAGAACAUACUUGUAUAUUAUUGAUUUACUGUAUGUGAUGACAAACUUAUUAGUGUAUCAUCUCCAGCUUGAGUGGGACAAACUUUCAGUAAAAUAAUUUUAUUCACCCCUUA